AACUCCCAGUCUCAGGGCUUGUGGACCAUUGCAUUUAGGGACACGCCCAGAGGGAGCCCUGUAGGGAAUCCCUCGAGCUGGGUGAAUUCCACCAGCAAGGGCAGUCUCCUAAGCUCCGCAAUGCUCCUCUGGCUCGCGGUCUUGGCCCUGGCCCUGAGCCCGCGUGGAGCGUGGGGAUGCCUGCUCUGCGACCCCGCAGUGGUGGCAGGACUACGAGAUCUGGAGCAGUUCUACCUGCCCAGUCACAUGGACGUGCCCCAAGUCCUGCAGACUUUCAUGAACCGGCUGGAGGAGACUGUGCGCCAGUUCAGCGAGCUGCCCUUUCAGGAGAACUCCUACCAGGGCGUCAUAGAUGAACCCACGCUGAGCAAAGCGUCCUGGGCCUUCCUGAAGGAGUUGAAGCGGAUCAAAGAUAGCGACCUCAAAGACAAUUUCCUCUUGAAGGAGCUCACCUGGACGCUGCAUAUGCAGAAGGAGAAUUUCGCCCGCCUGGUCCGGGAAUUCUACAGAGAAAGUGAGGAAGAGCCCUGGAGGACCUGCUCCCCAGCCCGCACCCCCUCGGGCAGCCCAGCGGCGUUUGCCCUGCCCCCACAGGGAGCUCUGAGACCAUUGCGAAGAGCCCAGGGGAGCUCCCGCGUCUUUGCUCCCGCACCCUCAGGGAGUCGGCUCAUUCGAGAAAUCCCUAAGCAUUUGCCCCCUUCCCCUCGGGGAGCCCUAUGACCUUUGCAACAUUCCUCCUGGGGAGCUUUGUGCCUUUUGCCCUCGCCCCACCGGAAAGCCCAGCACCCUUUGCCCUGACCCUCCAUCUACGGGGACUCCGGGUUCUGGGCCCCAGCCCCAUCCCUUCUGUGACCUCGGUGAUUCCAGUGCCCUCAGGGAAUCUUAGGCUUACUCUGUGGCAUCUCUCGGGAGGAUCUAGGCCCUUCGUUCCCCCAGUCACAUACCCCUUGCCCUUUGGGUAAGCUCGGAUCUCUUCUUCCCCACAGGUUUUUGUCCCAACAAAUGCGGUGAGCGCCUGGCUCUCCCCUUUUAUCCCGGGCCCAGUUCCAGCCACCCUUCAGGGUCCUGUCCUAUCUCCGGCUUUGCCCGCUGGGGAUCUGGAGACAUCUCCCAGCCCCGCCUCCUCCCAGCCCCUUUGCCCAGCCUCCUCGCCCUUACGCCUACCCCCCACCCCUCGCAGGCCUCAUGAUGCAGACCCUCAUCUGGUGCUAUGGGUGCGAGAAGCAGGUGCACGCCCUUUCAAAAAUCUUAAUGACUGCGGUGGUGAGCUGGGGUUGGAAGGUGGGGAGGAGGUCAGGGGCUGGGGGCGGGACCU
This is a messenger RNA of Dromiciops gliroides (monito del monte), 1315 nucleotides long. It is a transcript of the gene IZUMO1, whose product is annotated as izumo sperm-egg fusion 1. Gene Ontology annotation, cellular component: plasma membrane; acrosomal membrane. NCBI's taxonomy places the organism in Eukaryota, Metazoa, Chordata, Mammalia, Microbiotheria, Microbiotheriidae. Gene Ontology annotation, biological process: sperm-egg recognition; heterotypic cell-cell adhesion; fusion of sperm to egg plasma membrane involved in single fertilization. Gene Ontology annotation, molecular function: protein binding involved in heterotypic cell-cell adhesion; signaling receptor binding. The record is from RefSeq and is a predicted model, not a curated record.